Molecule: messenger RNA, 1816 nt
Organism: Sphaeramia orbicularis (orbiculate cardinalfish)
Lineage: Eukaryota; Metazoa; Chordata; Actinopteri; Kurtiformes; Apogonidae
Product: chemokine-like protein TAFA-2
Exons: 6
Coding region: 444-857 (137 amino acids)
Molecular function (GO): receptor ligand activity
Source: RefSeq, a predicted model, not a curated record
GGAGGAGCGAAGACUGGAAGCUGGAGUGAUUGAUAAGGACCAUUCUUACCUUCAGAAAAUAAGAUAUCUAUUGAAGUUUGUGCUCUGAUCCUAAGGGUGGGUGUCUCCUAUUAAAGGCGCACCACCAGGACGCAGUUAUUACCGCCUGAGCGUAAAAGGCUCCUGUUUGUUUCUGGACUGCAGGGAUAAUAAGAAUAAAAAAAAGGAGCAGCUUUGGAUUGAAGAGGAGCUCGGAUGAGAUGCUCACCCUGACGCUUCAGAAGACGAAUAAUCGUGUCUGACCCCAUCAGAGAAACCACAUCCAGUUGUUUUUUGUUUUUUUUUUCCACUCUCCAGGACGCAAAUGUCUCUAAAUCACCAAAACGCCAGUGGAUUGUAGCAGCAGCCCCACCGAUGGUUUAAAAGGGCGUUAAGGUGCGGGAAGGGAGUGGGACAGUUACAGGAUGAGUGAGCGAUACACGCAGAUUGGAAGCAAAACGGCUCUUCUUGUAGCGGUGCUUGUGAUCAGUGUCUGGGAGAUGUCUGCACCGACAGAAGGCUCUACAGCAGCGCACCAAGUCCGGACAGGCACCUGUGAGGUAGUGGCAUUGCAUCGCUGCUGCAACAAAAACAAAAUCGAGGAGCGAUCGCAAACUGUGAAGUGCUCCUGCUUUCCCGGACAAGUGGCCGGCACCACCAGAGCUGCCCCAUCAUGUGUAGACGCCUCUAUAGUGGAGCAGAAAUGGUGGUGUCAGAUGCAUCCGUGCCUUGAUGGGGAGGAAUGCAAAGUCCUUCCUGAUCUGAAGGGCUGGAGCUGCGCUACAGGGAACAAGAUCAAAACCACUAAGAUUUCUGCGGACAAAGACCAGCUUUGGUAACGGCGAAUACAACACAGUGGAAUCCAGGUGAUGAAGGUAAACUGCGAGCUCUGGUCUUGUUUGAUCAUCAGAGAAGAAGAAAGUGAUGCAAAGGACCUUUCUGUAAAUAGAGACCUCCUUUCUUCUGGACUGCAAUGACUCUUUGGAAAAACGCUGAAUGCUUCUUUACAAACAUUAUGGACAUCCAAAAGAAGAGAAGAUCCUAUUGACAGUACUGGUCAUUCAGCCCGUCUUUUUCAAGUGACUGCAUAUAAUUAGCCUUACAGGACAACAGGACUUCUUCUCUGACACUAUACUGCUUGUAGUGGAAUACAAUGGUGACUUUGCCUUUAUGUGAAUUACAAGAGUAACAUUUCCUUUAUGAGGGUUUUUUUUCUUUCUCCAAUGCAUUGUGUCACCAGUUGAACAGGGUGAACAGCAGGUCAGUAUGUUGUAAGAAUAGCAAGAUCAGCACAAAUCGUGAUUCUGUUUAUGAGUCCAUUGUGACUUUCAUCUCUAAAAAACUAGAGUGUUAACCAAGUUAGAUGAAAAUAUGUAGCUAAGCAGCAGAUCUUUGGGGUGAUUUUCAGGGAAAUGCACAACCACAUUGAAGCGCCACUGUGUGGAUUUUAUAACGGCAGCAAAAGGAGAAGAAAAAUCGACUUAAGCCCAGACAUAUAUUUGUCACCCGGGAUAUUAUUGAGUUAAAAAACUCCUGUCUCCCCAGACUUUAUUCAGAAAUAAACUGUAAACGGAAAAGCAGGUGGUAAAGUGUUUUUCACAAACCCAUUUUUUGAGAAUAUAUUAACAGCGCGUUUCUACUGAAAUCUAAGAUCAUUUGCAUUUUGCUUGUAUACGUCCAUUAGAGGUAGAAUAUCAUUUUUAGUAUGAGCACAGAUACAGUGUCCUGCCAGUACUGUAAAUGGUACAAACUGAUCAAACCAACCGUCCGUUAACAGACAAAAAAAAACUGGAUUCAA